Molecule: messenger RNA, 1259 nt
Organism: Oryza sativa Japonica Group (Japanese rice)
Lineage: Eukaryota; Viridiplantae; Streptophyta; Magnoliopsida; Poales; Poaceae
Product: tetraspanin-3
Biological process (GO): auxin-activated signaling pathway
Cellular component (GO): plasmodesma; plasma membrane
Source: RefSeq, a predicted model, not a curated record
ACAAGUUGGGAUGAGCAUCAUAAAAGAUUCUCAAAGGCAAUAUAUAAGGAGACCAUCAGCCAGCUUCUGAGCAAUACUAAUUAACUCUCAAAUCCCUCGCGCACACACACACGCAGACAGAGAGAGAGAGAGAGAGAGAUGGCGUUAUUUGGGGUAAGAGAGAUGAGACGAUUUGAGAGAAUGACGCCGGAAAGGCGAGCUGAAUAUCUACUAGGCAUGGCCGGUGUCGUGACGUUGGUAACGUCGAUCCUCCUCCUGUUAAGCGGCAGCACCUAUGGGUACGGCCCUAAGGUUUGCACCGGCCGUGGCGUCUUCUUUAGCCCCACGAUCGCUCUCGGCCUCCUGCUGAUGGCCGCCUUCAUUUUGGGUACGUGCGGCCAGAGGUACGGUGAUGAGUGCCUCUUUGGUUGCUACCUCCUCGGUCUCCUCAUCGCCUUCCCCCUCCUCCUUGCCUUCAUAAUCUUCGGCUACGUCGCUGUUGGAGGCAUCGACCUCGGCGGCGUAAGUAUUCGCGAGUACAAUCUGGAGGAGUACAGCGGGUGGCUCAGGGGCCGUGUGGCCGACCCGCACUACUGGGAAACAACCAGCGCAUGCCUACGCGACGGGAACGUCUGCAGCGGCAUGACGCGGUUGGUACGCGACCCAGACACCGGCAUAUUCGUCCCUGAGUUAUCCCGGUAUGAAAGGUGGCUCAAGGAACAUGGGAUUAAAAAAGGCGUGCACGUAAUGUCGCCUAUCGAGUCUGGAUGCUGCAAGCCACCGACAUCAUGUGGUUUCAGAUAUGUCAACGGGACGACGUGGAUACCAACACCAGCAGCAGCAGGCACCCCUGCCGCGGCGACCAACGUCGACUGCAGCAGGUGGAGCAACAACCAACAGACGCUCUGCUUCCAGUGCGACUCAUGCAAGGCUGGCUUCCUGGACGACAUCAAGAAAGCCUGGAGUUUCGAUGCCCUGUAUCCAAUUCUCGCGUUGGUCGGAGCCUUUCUUUCAUGCUUUGCAGGCGUCAAGUAUUGGAGACCAAGACUAGACACUGGGUACUCACUAAUUAGAGAACGAGCAGUGGCUUAAUUUAGACGGCUAAUAUCUGCGUAUAAUCUUUUCACGUAAUGCAUAGGCGACAUACUUAUAGACGACGCGUACAGUAAGAUUAUAAGAGUCGUCUCUCUUUUAUAGACAUGCUAUUUGUAUUAUCAAUAUGCUUUGACUCUGUAAAUAGCAUGCAUAAUGAGUGUAUGGUAUUAAGCCAUCUAUAUUGA